CCGAGUUCGUUCGUAGCCUCCCCCUUCUCACGUGUCUCUUCUCCCUCCCUCUCUCCCUCUCCGCCGAAUCCCGGCUCCUCCCGUCGCCCUUGCAUUGCGUCCGGCUCCGGCGAGUUUCCUCCGCCUCCUUUCCCAGUCCGAACGGCCGGAGACCGCGGCUUCGACCGUCUCUGUCUUUCCCGCACGUCUGUCUUGUGCACCCGAGAGAACCAUCAGGAAUCAUCCAGAGAAGGACAGCCGCGGCGGCCUUCUAGGAAAGCGGUGCAGGAAGUUGCCUUUCUUGGCUUGGCUGGGUCCGAGGAAUGGGGAGGAGGAUGCGGCAAGCCAUUGCCGCGCUGGGCGUCGCGUGCGCGGCCGCCUUCGCCGUCGCCGUCGCCGCCGCUGACCGUGGGCUCUCGCUGCCCAGCGACCGCGCCGUGGUGGCGGCGCCGGAGGAGAUCAGCCUCCUCAACAAGAUUGCCAAUUUCAUGUGGCAGACCGACAGGAACUCGUACCAGCAUGUUUGGCCGCCGAUGGAAUUCGGAUGGAAAAUGGUGCUGGGGUCGCUGAUCGGAUUCUUUGGCGCGUCAUUUGGGAGCGUCGGGGGCGUUGGUGGCGGCGGGAUCUUUGUGCCGAUGUUGACAUUGAUCAUCGGUUUCGAUCCAAAGUCUUCAACUGCCAUAUCCAAGUGUAUGAUCACUGGUGCAGCUAUCUCAACUGUGUACUACAAUCUCAAGCUGAAACAUCCGACUUUGGACAUGCCGGUGAUCGACUAUGACCUAGCACUGCUCAUCCAGCCUAUGCUAAUGCUCGGGAUUAGCAUCGGUGUUAUUUUCAAUGUUAUAUUCCCUGACUGGCUGGUCACAGUUCUCUUGAUAAUCCUUUUCCUAGGCACAUCAACUAAAGCUUUCCUGAAGGGUGUUGAGACAUGGAAAAAGGAGACAAUAAUCAAAAGGGAAGCUGAGAAACGAUUGGAGCAAACCAGCGAGGAACCAGAGUAUGCACCACUCUCUACAGGACCAGGUGCCGCAGCUGAUGUCAAACCCCAUUCAGAUGAAGCGCCAUCACUUAUGAAGAACAUUUACUGGAAGGAGUUUGGUCUUCUCACAUUCGUGUGGCUAGCAUUCCUUGCUAUUCAGAUAACAAAGAAUUAUGCUCCUACUUGCUCCACGUGGUACUGGGUCUUGAACUUUCUCCAGAUCCCGGUCUCUGUAGGAGUGACUAUGUACGAAGCACUGGGUCUGAUGAACGGGAAGAGGGUGCUAUCAUCAAAGGGAAAUGAGCAAACUACCCUGAAAUUUCAUCAGCUCUGCAUAUACUGCUUCUUCGGUGUCACUGCAGGGCUCGUCGGCGGUCUGCUAGGUUUGGGAGGUGGUUUCAUCAUGGGACCACUGUUUUUGGAGCUCGGCAUCCCUCCCCAGGUUUCAAGUGCUACCGCCACGUUUGCAAUGAUGUUCUCUGCUUCUAUGUCUGUCGUGGAAUACUACCUCUUGAACCGGUUUCCAGUUCCUUAUGCUGCUUACUUUGUUGCUGUGGCGUUCGUUGCUGCCAUUAUUGGGCAGCAUGUAGUCAGGAGGUUGAUCAGUUGGUUAGGGCGGGCAUCACUCAUCAUCUUCAUACUGGCUUUCAUGAUCUUCAUCAGCGCAAUUUCUCUUGGUGGGGUCGGUAUCUCCAACAUGAUUCACAAGAUGGAGCAACAUGAGUACAUGGGGUUUGAGAACCUCUGCAAAUAUGAUGCAUAGGAUGCAAGCGGGCUUAACGUUCAUGUGCAGUCAUUCGAGUAAGGAACCGGAAUUAAAUUGAAGAUUCAAUUCAUAGGUGGUUCAGGUUUCAUACCUUUAGCCAUGUAAUCAGAAUGUAAUCUAGCGCACAAAAAAUCAGAGGUCACCGCUUGGGGUUAGAACUGGGGUAAAUGUUGGAGCACACUUUUUUUCUGGAACUGAUUUCUGAAUUUUCAGUUUAAAGUCAAUUCACCGUGCCUAUCUCAUUGUACCAAUCUUGUAAUAGAUUUAGUGAACUUGUUCUUAUGCCCUGCAGAAUAUCAUCAUAGAUGUGCAUUUUGUUGUCA
Messenger RNA from Triticum urartu, 2047 nucleotides. Its product is annotated as sulfite exporter TauE/SafE family protein 3. Gene Ontology annotation, biological process: protein ubiquitination. NCBI's taxonomy places the organism in Eukaryota, Viridiplantae, Streptophyta, Magnoliopsida, Poales, Poaceae. Gene Ontology annotation, cellular component: Cul4A-RING E3 ubiquitin ligase complex; membrane. The record is from RefSeq and is a predicted model, not a curated record.